Molecule: messenger RNA, 1988 nt
Organism: Acyrthosiphon pisum (pea aphid)
Lineage: Eukaryota; Metazoa; Arthropoda; Insecta; Hemiptera; Aphididae
Exons: 5
Coding region: 465-1622 (385 amino acids)
Source: RefSeq, a predicted model, not a curated record
AUAUUAUUAUAUUCAUAUAUCUGGUUGUGGAAGUUAUACUGCAGACACCGCUGGCUACUACCCCUUAUCAAUCUUUUUUUGAAAUUAUAGUUAUCGAAUAAAUAAUAUUUAUAUCCGUGUAUAUUGUACAUUGUAUACAUUUUAUAUAGUCCGGUUCAGUGUGACAGUGUGUCGUUACUCGUUUGCACCACAUGCUCACAUAAUAUAAACAUUUAAUUUAACAAUUUUUCAGAACAUUAUAAUAUUAAUUCAUAUGCAUUUAUAAUUUGUUAUAAAAUUGUAUCAAAUAUUAACCUAGAGCGAUGAAACAUAAUGUACAGUGUAACCAACAUGUUUGAUUGACGGUGGUUACAAUAGAAGACCACUAUAUGAAGAAUCUCAUAAAAAAUAACAAAUAAUAACGAAAGUAGUUUUUUGAUAUAACAUCACAAUGAUUCAAAUGAUUAAUAAUUUAAGAUUAUAGAAUGAUGAAAAAGAGAGAACAUUCUCUGAAACAAUUUUCGGUCAACAUUCAAAUGCAGUCGUGCGUCAUGUUUUUCCCUCACACGGUCAAGUACAUUAUGGUGGAAAAACCAAUUGAAGAUGACUCUCAAGAACUCGAUAAACCUCCUGAACCCGUCAUGGUAGAAAAAAGGGUGUGCGAGGUGGCCCACUCGUGUGCUACUAAGUACGAGGAACUUAUUGCUAUUGAAGCUAAAGAUGUGGAGUUGACGGAAGACAAUUUAAAUGAGUUGUUUUUUAUGGAAAAAGAAUUUUUGGAAAGUUUUCCGAAAGAAUUGGUCGAUCAACUGUUGAGUAAAAAAGUGUACUCGGUAAUGUUGUCAAUGCCAACUAUAAAACAAGACACCGUAGUUCAAGAAGCCAUCACAGAAGACGAAAAUCUACCUGAGCCCAUCGACUUAAUGGGAGUAAUAGAGCAGAAGUUAAGCACAAUAAUUUACGGCGACGGAACCCCAUUAUGUCCUAGUCCGAAUUCGCUUGCAGAUGUGCAUAAGAAAGUAAAUAAAUCCGGACAAAAUUUACCAUCGAUUUAUACCCCAAGAAAUCCGUUGAGUAAAGCUUCGGCGCUGACCAUUUUGUUCAGCAAAUUCUGCCAAAACAAUGGAUACGUUGCACCUCUGCCGCCUUUACCUCAGUACCUUGUCAUUUUUGAUAUCAACAAAUCAAACAUAGUGUUACCGAUUAUCGAAGAUCUUGAAGAAAAAGUCGUCUAUUACGGGUUUUUCCGUAGCGCCGAUCCCGAAAAACCCAAGCUACUCUGCAAAGAUCCCGAAUUGUUAGCUACAUAUGGCAUGGACAGAGUUGGCAAAGACGCCAAAUUGGUGUUGUCUGUGCUCAUGGACGACAAGGAUAAGAGUCUGUUGCGGUUCGUUGACGUCGGGCCAAUUUACGUGAGUCCUGAUCACGAGGCGGGCAUUGACGAUGCUAUUAAGUUUUUCCCACACGACUUCGACGAGAUGGAUGGCGAAGUAAAGUUGUGGCUGGCCCAGCAGGAGGUUCGAGAUGAGGAAGCUAACGACGCGAACGUCUUGGGUGAUGGUGAAGAAGGUGUGGUGGUGGAAGAAGAGAACUCUCCGCCGGAUCAGCAACAGGAACCAACGCAGCCAACCGUCGUCGGUUAAUAUUGUGUCCAAUGAUGUUUGCGCACUCAUGGGUUUUUAUUGCAAGUUCGAUCAUUUCUAAUCGUAUACAUUUUCCCAAACCACAAAAGUAGUUGUGAGGAAACAAAUUUUUGUAAUCUGUUUAUAUUUUGUAUUCCUGAUACAAAAUAAAUGUAUUCUUUACGUGAAUGUUCAAUAGUAAACGUUUUGAAAAUAAUAUUAUGUUCUACACAUUAAUGUAACUAUAUUGCCUAUACAUUACGCCGUGAUACAAUAUGAUCGAAAACAAUAUACAUACUAUUUUUUUUUUUUUAUAAUUAUAAUUUGGCAAAAUACAAAACCCUGCAACAACAAGAAAAAAAGAGCAAAAACAUCGAUAACAAUAAU